This is a messenger RNA of Erinaceus europaeus (western European hedgehog), 2776 nucleotides long. RefSeq names its product MOB kinase activator 3C (gene MOB3C). Gene Ontology annotation, molecular function: protein kinase activator activity. Gene Ontology annotation, cellular component: cytoplasm; nucleus. NCBI's taxonomy places the organism in Eukaryota, Metazoa, Chordata, Mammalia, Eulipotyphla, Erinaceidae. The coding region runs from base 191 to 841 and encodes 216 amino acids. The record is from RefSeq and is a predicted model, not a curated record. The transcript is spliced from 4 exons. Gene Ontology annotation, biological process: signal transduction; positive regulation of protein phosphorylation.
ACGGGGACCGCGCUUCUCCGCCUGGACCCUGGAUCUGCCCCUCUGCGCGCCGCGCCCGCAGAGUCCUGGACUCAGACCCCGGCGGCCUCCGCCGAGAUUGCGGCCCCUGCGGCUAUGGCCGGAGCGUGCCGAGCAGCAGGGCAGCUACAGGUCUUGAUCCUGGACACCUGGCCCUUGGCAUAGCCUGGCCAUGGCGCUGUGCCUGAAGCAGGUGUUUGCCAAGGACAAGACGUUCAGGCCACGGAAGCGCUUCGAGCCGGGCACACAACGCUUUGAGCUGUACAAGAAGGCUCAGGCAUCUCUCAAGUCGGGCCUGGACCUGCGCAGCGUGGUGAGGCUGCCGCCUGGUGAGAACAUUGACGACUGGAUCGCUGUGCAUGUGGUGGACUUCUUCAACCGCAUCAACCUCAUCUAUGGCACCAUGGCUGAGCGAUGCAGUGAGACCAGCUGCCCGGUCAUGGCCGGAGGACCCCGUUAUGAAUAUCGCUGGCAGGACGAGCGCCAGUACCGGCGGCCAGCCAAACUCUCAGCACCACGCUAUAUGGCACUGCUCAUGGACUGGAUUGAGGGUCUCAUCAACGAUGAGGAUGUCUUUCCCACCCGUGUGGGAGUUCCCUUCCCCAAGAACUUCCAGCAGGUCUGCACCAAGAUCCUGACUCGGCUCUUCCGUGUCUUUGUCCAUGUCUACAUCCACCACUUUGACAGCAUCCUCAGCAUGGGUGCUGAGGCACAUGUCAACACCUGCUACAAGCAUUUCUACUACUUCAUCCGAGAGUUCAGCCUGGUGGACCAACGGGAGCUGGAGCCACUGAGGGAGAUGACAGAGAAGAUCUGUCACUGAGCCCAGUCACAGAUGUUGUUGCCCAUCAGAUGAACCGUCUGCACACAGAGCGGCAAAGAGAGGGAACCUUCAGGCAUCUGGUGGAAGAGGAACCGGAAGUCCUGGCACUCCACCAUACACCCAAAGCUCCCAGACUUCUAGUUGUCAGGAGUCAACUCAUAUGUCCCCCUGCCUGCUUAUGAAGGGAAGAGCUUAGAGGUGGGGAAAAAGAAGGAAAGAGGAUGUUUAACCUCUGACAUGAAGUCUGGGGGCAGGAAGGUUGGCUAGAAGAUGUCUCUUCUGAUACUUGACUUUUAUGGUGGUGCCCAAACCUGUAGAGGAAUGUGAAUGUGGCUGAGGUGAUAGCAUAAACAGUACAAGAGAGAACAACCUAUGUAUGAGUGAGCAGAGUGGUGUGUGUGUUGAGAGAGAUUAGGUGAGGUGUGUCUAUGAGCAUGUAAGCAGCUGUCUUGAGCCCUCCCUGGUAUACAUUAGACUUCCCAGAAAUAUUGGGUAAAUAAAUGUAUGAAUGUUAAGGAGAAGAGGGGGAGAGGGAGGGAGGGAUUGAGACCAUCAGACCAUGAUGACUAUAGGUGUGGUGACACAGAACAGUGUUCCUACUUAGUGUAUCUGACUGUGUGUGAGUGGACAAGCUGUGGUUGUAGUUGUCACUCUGAAUCAGUCUUCCAGGUUGCCAUUGUUUGUUGUCAUGUAUUCUGGGGAACAGGGGUGAGGUAGGAAGAAGAGCCUUUCCCAAAGUACUUAAACUCUUGACCCACCAUAGGUGAACACAGCUUCCACUCUGCUCAGCCAGAGAUGCCUAUGAGCUGCCAUUCCACUUAUCCUUCUGCCUCAAGGAAGGCUUGGUGAUAAUUAACCUCAGAGGUUUUUGAGUGGUCCCUCAUGUCCACAAAGAUCCCCUGGUUCUUUGAUUGGGAAUCAUGCUCCAAUCUAGCUCCCAAAAUCUAUAGACUUGGCUCCAAGGAUCUGAAGCCCUGUACUAGAUAAUCUUUCAACCCAAGGGACUAGUGGAAGUUGAAUUGGAAAGCUCCAGAGACAUGUCUUUCAGCCCAGGACAUUGAACUAGUGGAUGGGCUCUCUCUGGCCUGGAGAACCCUCUUCUGCAAAUCUCUCCCUCUUGACCUUCCCUGAGCCAUUCCAGCUGGGUGGAUAUCAGAGCCUAAUCUGUAGAGAAAAUUAGAUAUUCACUCAGCACUCCAUGUUCAGCCUUAUGUCCUGACCCAAAGGUGGGGAACUUGAGGCAAGGAUAGAACCCUCCUUUUCCAGAACCUCCAUACUAGGAGGCCAGGAUGAAGAGCUGGCAAGAACCCAAGAUUCAUCCGGUCUCACUCACAAGAGGAAGGAAACUGGAAUCAGGAGGAGAAAGAAACUUACCAAGACCUCAAAACAAGACUUUUGUGGAUCUGUAGUAGAAACAAGGGUCUGGACUCUUACCCCACAACCUAUGGAUUGUUACCUGGGGAGAUGAGAUACACAUGAAAAGCGAGCUUGACAGCAUCUCUCCAGAAAUAGUUGUUGCUACUCAGAGCAAAGAAACCUAGUCUUGACAUAAGAGUCUCCACUACCCCUCAGCUUGACCUCUGCUUGACUUGUCAAGAUUGCCACACCACUGACGCCAUUCCCUUCUUCAUGGCCCAGCAGCUGCCUCAUCCUUUGGGAAGGAGACAGGGUCCCUAGUACCAGCCAGCUGAACCUCAACCUGCUGCCUCCAGACAAGUUCCUGAGGGAAACACAACAGCCCAGCAGCUUUGCCAGAAACAUUCAAGUGUGGAGACUCAGAAGCCCCCUAGAGUAGACUCCUGAUUGGAGGAUAGAUAGACUUUAGACUGUGGCCAGUGCUAAUUGCAGAGGGAGAAGGGGUGGGUAGGUGGGUGGGAGAUCUAUUUUUGUGAAUCUGAAAACUGUUGUUUUUGUUUGUUUUGUUUUUAUAAAAUA